Molecule: messenger RNA, 989 nt
Organism: Plutella xylostella (diamondback moth)
Lineage: Eukaryota; Metazoa; Arthropoda; Insecta; Lepidoptera; Plutellidae
Product: chymotrypsin-2
Biological process (GO): proteolysis
Molecular function (GO): serine-type endopeptidase activity
Source: RefSeq, a predicted model, not a curated record
CUAAUUAUCACAGGUUAAAUUAAGUUUGACGAAUUACAAGAUAUUUCUUUAUAUAGAGAUACCAAGGUCUGAUUUACGUUAAAACUUUUUAAAACAUCGAAGGAAUCAUGUCGUUCAAAUAUGGAUUUUUGCUAAUAGCACUCGUUUCUGGGUGCCUAGCAACUCCUUCCCUCGAUGCUCAAGAUCUGUCCAUCUUCUUCGACCAUGUGGACACCUCCGCCUCCGCCCACCGCAUCAUGGGCGGCACGCCGGCCGAGGAGGGCUCCGCGGCGUACAUGGUGGCGCUGACCGGGGGGGACAACGUCAGGGCCUACUCGUGUGGAGGGUCCAUCAUCACGUCCAGAACCAUCCUCACUGCUGCCCACUGCGUUGAGAGUGUGUGGGCCUGGGACCAUCUUAUAAGCUCCUACCGCGCCAUCGUCGGCACCGAUUACUGGAACGUGGGCGGCGAUUCGUACGAGCUCGAGCGCAACGUGACUCACCCGCACUACCUGAGAUCCACCAUCAAGAACGACAUCAGUCUCCUCAUCACCACCACCGAGAUCCGUCUGUCCGAGACCGUGAAGGUCGUCCCUCUCAGCUUCGGCCACGUUGGCGCAGGCAUCGAAACCAGGGCUACUGGAUGGGGAAUGAUUCGGCCCCUUGGUCCCCUCUCCAGCCGCCUGCUGGAGCUGACGCUAACCACCAUCGGCGGUGAGGAUUGCAAGGAGAAGGUGGCGCAGGCCUCCGUGGACUUCGACAUCCCCGCGCCCGCCAUCGAGCCGCACCUGGAGCUGUGCGUCUUCCACUCUCUCAACCGCGGCCUGUGCAGCGGUGACAGCGGCAGUCCGCUGGUGCGCACGGACAUCGGCGGGCAGGUGGGCAUUGUAUCGUGGGGCUUCCCCUGCGCGCGCGGCGCCCCCGACAUGUUCGCGCGGAUCAGCGCCUUCCGCGACUUCAUUGAGAAAAACGCCAUCUGAGGGGUUAAGUUGUUGCAAUAAAAUAUUAUA